GGACACAGCUAACGGAGAGCAGAGUGGUUGAAGUCUGGAAUAUACUUCGCUUGUGUUUUGACGCAGCUCAACUCGACAAACGGUUUUGGACGGUGGGAUUUUAAGCGAGUUCUACGACGGAUUUUUUUUUGGAAGAUAUAAACUAUUAUUAAAAAAGGAGGAUUUGAUUAGAAACGAACGGAACGCUCUGGGGAAAAGACACGUCGCGCCUUGUUUACUUUCUUGCUUCUACAUUUAAAGUGUUUCUCCCAUUGCCCCCCAUUAUUAUUUAUUUUUUUCCCCAAAAUAGUAACGUUAUGAGUCUAUAAACGCCUUGAAAAUAUAUUUUUUUUGCGUCUUUUAGUCCUGAUGUUUUGAGGAUGAGUGCUUGAAAACUUUCUAGCCCCUCGAAACUAUAUGAAUAUUUCGCUGUUUAUGGAUUUUUGGAGCUUUUAUAAUGUCGUCCCCUGAAGUGCAAUGGCAUUAAAGGAGUUGUUUGGAUCGAGAACUUCUACUUCAACAUAAACAACCAGGUCUGCGGAGGACAGUCACGCCCUGGAAAAUGUGAAAGCCUGAUUAAAGAGACGUCCACCACAUCAGUCGUGCAGCAAUAGCAAUGGAGAGGAGCAAGCGGAACUCCAUUGCCGGGUUCCCCAGGCGGCCCGAUCGGCUGGAGGACCUGGACGGAGGUGUGUUCGAAGCAGAGACAGGCCCCGCCCAACUGGACAGGUUGUGUCCUUCUUCCUACCGUGCCCUCAUCAGUGCCUUCUCCUGCCUGACACGCCUCGACGAUUUCAUAUGCGAACGCAUCGGCUCCGGCUUCUUCUCAGAGGUCUACAAGGUGCGUCACAGAGCCUCAGACCAGGUGAUGGCUCUGAAGAUGAACAAGCUGAGCAGUAACCGAGCCAACAUGCUGCGAGAAGUGCAACUUAUGAACAGACUCUCGCAUCCCAACAUCCUCAGGUUCAUGGGGGUUUGCGUGCAGGAAGGUCAGCUUCAUGCCCUCACAGAGUACAUCAAUGGUGGGAACUUGGAGCAGCUGCUGGACAGCAACAAGUACCUGAGCUGGACCACACGGGUCAAACUGGCGUCAGACAUCGCCAUGGGUCUGGCCUACCUGCACUCCAAGGGCAUCUUUCACAGAGACCUCACCUCCAAGAACUGCCUGAUAAAAUCAGAUGAAAACGGUUACACCGCCAUCGUCGGAGAUUUCGGCCUCGCAGAAAAAAUCCCCAGUCAUGAGGUCGACGGUGAGAAGCUGGCGGUUGUGGGUUCUCCGUUCUGGAUGGCUCCGGAGGUUCUGCGAGACGAACCAUACAACGAGAAGGCCGACGUCUUCUCCUACGGCAUCAUCCUGUGUGAGAUCAUCGCCAGGAUACAGGCCGAUCCCGACUACCUGCCUCGCACCGAGAACUUCGGCUUGGAUUAUCAUGCGUUCCAGCACAUGGUUGGAGACUGUCCUCCUGACUUCCUGCAGCUCGCCUUCAACUGCUGCAACAUGGACCCAAAACUCAGGCCGUCAUUCCCGGAUAUCGUUAAGAGGCUGGAGGACAUCCAGCGGCGGCUGAAGGCUGAAGAUGGAGAAAGGGAGAGGAUCCAUAUACCAGCCGAGAUUGAGAAAAAGAGCAUCCCUAAAGGUGAAAAAUUCCAGGGUAUAAAGCGGCUGAACCCUCUGGGUUUACAGGAUGAUAAGAUCCCGCCCAAGUCUCCUCGUCCACGACGCAACAUCUGGCUCUCUCGCAGCCAGUCGGAUAUCUUUUCGCGCAAACCAGGCCGCAAGGUCAACGUCCAGGACCCUUACUACAACCCCGGACCACGAGGAAUCCCCAAGGUCAACCCUUUCAGUGCCCGCGAGGACCUCAAGGGCGGUAAGAUUAAGUUCUUUGACAUGCCCAGCAAGUCGGUGUUCUCGCUCAUGUUCGACUUGCACUCGCCGCGAGGCAGCAUGAGCUCGUACCAGCCUCAGAGCAACGCCGGCAGCUCGUGGCCCGAACUGUGGCAGCUGCCAGGACGGCAGUGCCACUCUCUGCCCGUGUCUCCGCAGCAGGCGCUGUCCGAAGCCUUUGGCGCGGCCAGAAGCGAGGGCGGAGACGUCCGGCCAAAAGCGCUCAGCGGCUGGGCGAAGAAAUACGCCGUGCCCGAGAUCCCGCCAUACAGACCCCGAGAACCUUCCACAGUGAAGGCGGAGUCGGACGAGAGCUCGGCCGAGACCGACGAAGCCAUGGACUGCUCGAAUAGCAGAGGCAGCUUCAUAAACGACGACGACGACAAGGAGCGGAACCAGCUGCCUAACGGAAACGGAGAGGACAUGGAAGCCGAGGAUGAAGAGAACGCGUCCAGUUUGUUCUCCCUAACCGGCAGGAACCCGCUCCCUCUGAGCGCGCCUGCCGAACCCCAGGAACUGCGUUCCAUCGUUCUGGCACCCUGCCGCGCGUCCGCGUCACCCGACCUCCUGUCCCGAUGCGACAUCUGAGGAGUUAUAGC
This is a messenger RNA of Hemibagrus wyckioides, 2463 nucleotides long. RefSeq names its product testis associated actin remodelling kinase 2 (gene tesk2). The transcript is spliced from 11 exons. Gene Ontology annotation, molecular function: protein serine/threonine kinase activity; ATP binding. Gene Ontology annotation, biological process: actin cytoskeleton organization; protein phosphorylation. The coding region runs from base 596 to 2452 and encodes 618 amino acids. The record is from RefSeq and is a predicted model, not a curated record. NCBI's taxonomy places the organism in Eukaryota, Metazoa, Chordata, Actinopteri, Siluriformes, Bagridae. Gene Ontology annotation, cellular component: cytoplasm; nucleus.